AUGAGCUCCUGGAAGAAGAGUACUAAACUGACAGGCCUUCCAGUCUGCAAGAACCCCGCCCACGUGCUCACCUUGCUCUACGGCAAGAUCAUCCGGGUCCUGAACAAGAUGCCCGCUUCCUCCGCCUACAGGAAGUACACCGAAGAGAUAGUGUCGACCAGAGCGGCCAUCGUCGCCGCCUGCCCCUGCCCGGAGGACAUCGAGAAGAACAUCUGCUGCGGGCAGGCGGAGGAGCUGAUCCUCCAGGCAGAGAGGGAACUCCACCUCGCCAAGAACCUCCUCCUCACCAGACCCUGGGAGCCCCUCAUCGCCAAGCCGGAACCCGAUCAGUGGCUCUGGCCCCCUCCGGUCAAAUAA
This is a messenger RNA of Nezara viridula (southern green stink bug), 357 nucleotides long. NCBI's taxonomy places the organism in Eukaryota, Metazoa, Arthropoda, Insecta, Hemiptera, Pentatomidae. The record is from the annotation of a GenBank genome assembly.